Messenger RNA from Acanthamoeba castellanii str. Neff, 2181 nucleotides. RefSeq names its product Catalase, putative. Gene Ontology annotation, cellular component: cytosol. The record is from RefSeq and is a predicted model, not a curated record. Gene Ontology annotation, biological process: response to oxidative stress; hydrogen peroxide catabolic process. NCBI's taxonomy places the organism in Eukaryota, Discosea, Longamoebia, Acanthamoebidae. The transcript has 2 exons. Gene Ontology annotation, molecular function: catalase activity; heme binding. The coding region runs from base 1 to 2181 and encodes 726 amino acids.
AUGGACCAGCUCAAGCAGGCAGUGGACACCGCGACGGCCAUCAAGGACGCCGUGGGAUCGGUGGCCUCGACCGUGGCCUCGGCCCUCGGGAAGGACGCCAAGAGCACCCAGCUGGCGGGCCACACCGUGGAGGACCCCCAGAAGGGCAACGUCAUCACCACCAACUUUGGCGUGGCCGUCGACGACACCGACAACAGCCUCAAGGCCGGCGAGCGCGGCCCCACGCUCCUGGAAGACUUCCACUUCCGCGAGAAGAUGACCCACUUCGACCACGAGCGCAUCCCCGAGCGCGUCGUACACGCCCGCGGCACGGCCGCCCACGGCUACUUCGAGCUCGACGAGUCCCUGGAGGAGUUCACCCGCGCCCAGUUCCUCUGCCAGACCGGCAAGCGCACGCCCGUCUUCGUUCGCUUCUCCACCGUUCUCGGCUCACGAGGAUCGGCUGACACGGUGCGAGACGUGCGUGGGUUCGCGGUGAAGUUCUACACGGACGAGGGCAACUUCGACCUGGUGGGCAACAACAUCCCCGUGUUCUUCAUCCAGGACGCCAUCAAGUUCCCCGACGUCAUCCACGCGGGCAAGCCCGAGCCGCACCACGAGAUGCCGCAGGCGCAGACGGCUCACGAUUCAUUCUGGGACUUCGUCUCGCUCACGCCCGAGACCGCGCAUAUGAUCAUGUGGACCCUGUCCGACCGGGCCAUCCCGCGCAGCUACCGCACCAUGCAGGGCUUCGGGGUGCACUCGUUCGUGCUGGUGAACAAGGAGGGCCAGCGUCGCUUCGUCAAGUUCCACUUCAUCCCGCGGCUGGGCACGCACUCGCUGGUGUGGGACGAGGCCCAGAAGCUGGGCGGAACCGAUCCCGACUUUCACCGGCGCGACCUCUACGAGGCCAUCGAGGCCGGCGCCUACCCCGAGUGGGACCUGGGCCUGCAGAUCGUCGACGAGGCCGACGAGCACAAGUUCGACUUUGACCUGCUCGACGCCACCAAGAUCAUACCCGAGGAGCUCGUGCCCGUGCGCCGCGUCGGCCGCCUGGUGCUCAACCGCAACACCGACAACUUCUUCUGCGAGACCGAGCAGGUGGCCUACUGCACGUCGCACCUGGUGCCCGGCAUCGAGGCCUCCAACGACCCGCUGCUCCAGGGCCGCCAGUUCUCCUACUUUGACACCCAGCUCACGCGGCUGGGCGGCCCCAACUUCGAGGAGAUCCCCAUCAACCGGCCCGUGUGCCCGGUGACCAACAACCAGCGCGACGGCUUCAUGCGGCAGAAGAUCAACAAGGGCCGGGUCAACUACUACCCCAACCGGUUCGGCUGCCCGGCGCUGGCCGACCCGUCGCGGGCCUACGUGCACGCGCCGGUCGAGGUCCACGGCCGCAAGCUGCGGGCGCGCGGCCCCAAGUUCGCCGAGCACUACCGCCAGGCGACGCUGUUCUACAACUCGCUGUCGUGGUGGGAGAAGGCGCACCUGGUGGCGGCGGCCUCGUUCGAGCUGGGCAAGGUCGACGACGUGGGCGUGCGCGAGCGCAUGAUCGACAUGUUCAACCACAUCGACUUCGAGCUGGCGACGCGGGUGGCGGACGCGAUCGGGGUGCAGCCGCCCAAGGCCUUCGCGGGCGAGGCCCACAACCAGCAGUCGCCGGCCCUGUCGCAGGCCAACACCGCCAAGGACUCGAUCGCGACGCGCAAGAUCGCCUUCCUCGUCGCGCCCGGCUUCAACAACGCGCAGCUGACGACCGUCGCGGCGGGCCUGACCGCGGCCGGCGCGAUGGCGAUGUACGUCGGGCCGCGCAAGGGCGAAGUCAAGGGCGACGCCGGGUCGACGACGUGCCAGUUCUCCUACUUGACGGCGCGCUCGGUGAUGUUCGACGGCGUGGUGGUGGUCGGCGGCGGCCAGCACGUCGCGGCGCUGUCGCGGUCGGGCGAGUGCAAGGCGUGGAUCAACGAGAGCUUCAAGCACGGCAAGCCCAUCGCGGCGCUGGAGGAGGGCGUCGACUUUGUGCAGUCGCUGGGCCUGCCGGUGGUGAAGCUGGCCGGGCCGGGCGAGGCGCUCGUGGCCGACCAGGGCGUCGUCACGUCGCGCCAGCCCGUCGCCGACCUGCUCGACUUCGGCAAGGCCCUCUUCAACGCCAUCGCCGCCCACCGACACAACGAGCGCGAGGUCGACUCCGUGCCCGCCUAA